Molecule: messenger RNA, 1017 nt
Organism: Cynara cardunculus var. scolymus (artichoke)
Lineage: Eukaryota; Viridiplantae; Streptophyta; Magnoliopsida; Asterales; Asteraceae
Product: heme-binding protein 2-like
Exons: 2
Coding region: 92-733 (213 amino acids)
Source: RefSeq, a predicted model, not a curated record
UGGGGGUGGUCUUCAGUUUCCCUUUAGAAAAAUGGAACUAUUUUGGGCUUCCGUGUGACAACCAAAUCAAAGCGACGAGAAGUCGAGAACAAUGGGGAAGAGGAAUUUGUCUCUCUCAACGAUCGUCAACCUCGUCUGCGUUUUAGGGCUUACCAACGCCUAUGAAUCACCAGAGUACACAGUGAUUCACUCUGAAUCAGAAUUUGAGAUCAGAUUGUAUACGGAAUCAGUUUGGAUGACAGCUCCAGUCAAAGAAAUUUCGUUUCGAAAAGCUACCAACGAUGGCUUCCAUAGGUUAUUCCAGUAUAUACAAGGUGCAAAUUUGAAUAAUUCUCGUGUAUCAAUGACCGUGCCCGUCUUAACAAGCCUUGUCCCUGGAGCAGGACCUCUUGGCUCAUCCGCAUAUGUCGUGCAUUUCUACUUGCCCACCAAGUUCCAAGCCACACCCCCACUUCCUCUUCCUGAACUGAAUCUUUUGCCCGAUUCAUGGACCAGCUGUUGCAAAGCAGUUCGCCAAUUCUCUGGUUUUGCCAGAGAUAAGAACACAGUCAAAGAAGCUGAGAAUCUAGCUACCAGCUUGAGCAGGUCUCCAUGGGCCAACUCCACUUCUUCCUCGAGUAAAUUUGCGUAUUCAAUCGCGCAAUACAACUCUCCAUUUAAGUUCAUUGGGCGAGUAAAUGAAGUUUGGGUGGACAUUGAUGGCUGUGAACCCACCAUGUUGGCUACGUACUGAAGUUCUAAACAGUAGGCUCGAGUUUGCCAUGCUUUUUGAUGGGCCGACUCGUGUUGCCUUAAACCGCUAGCUAACCAUGGUCGGUACCACAGGGCCUGUAACGUGUCUGUUCCGUUUGUAACUACAGUAGAAUAAGGUCAUCUAUUAGUGGUUGUAAAGUGAAUAAGGUCAUCUAUGCAACAUGAGCCCUAUAACCUUCCAAGAGUAAGAUUGGCAAUUGUCUGAUUGGUUCUUUUACCUUCAAAUUUACUUUGUAUAAAACUUAGAUAACCACAUUUCAUAAC